Messenger RNA from Solea senegalensis (Senegalese sole), 1554 nucleotides. RefSeq names its product lactate dehydrogenase Ba (gene ldhba). Gene Ontology annotation, biological process: carboxylic acid metabolic process. Gene Ontology annotation, cellular component: cytoplasm. NCBI's taxonomy places the organism in Eukaryota, Metazoa, Chordata, Actinopteri, Pleuronectiformes, Soleidae. The record is from RefSeq and is a predicted model, not a curated record. Gene Ontology annotation, molecular function: L-lactate dehydrogenase (NAD+) activity. The transcript has 8 exons. The coding region runs from base 150 to 1154 and encodes 334 amino acids.
UGAGAGUCUGGUCACAGUAGAACUCCAGCCUUCCUCCUCCUCCUCCUCUUCAUCCUUCUCCUCACUGCAGCGCUCAGCUCCACACACACACACACACACACACACACGGACACCUGCUUUUGAAGGAGCACCUGUGAAAAUUUGCCAUCAUGUCCUCAGUUCAGCAGAAACUCAUCAGUCCUCUGACCAGCGAGGCCGCCGAGCCUCCCAGGAACAAGGUGACGGUGGUGGGAGUGGGCAUGGUGGGCAUGGCCUGCGCCGUCAGCAUCCUGCUGAGGGACCUGUGUGACGAGCUGGCCCUCGUCGACGUGAUGGAAGACCGUCUGAAAGGGGAGAUGAUGGACCUGCAGCACGGCAGCCUCUUCCUCAAGACCUCCAAGAUCGUUGCUGACAAAGACUACGCAGUGACAGCUAACUCCCGCGUGGUCGUGGUGACGGCCGGUGUUCGCCAGCAGGAGGGAGAGAGUCGCCUCAACCUGGUGCAGAGGAACGUCAACGUCUUCAAGUCCAUCAUCCCCCAGAUCAUCAAGCACAGCCCCAACUGCACGCUCAUCGUCGUCUCCAACCCUGUGGACGUGCUCACCUAUGUCACCUGGAAGCUGAGCGGUCUGCCCAAGCACCGCGUCAUCGGCAGCGGCACCAACCUGGACUCGGCCCGCUUUCGCUACCUGAUGGCCGAGCGGCUCGGCAUCCACACCAGCUCCUUCAACGGCUGGGUGCUGGGCGAGCACGGAGACACGAGUGUGCCUGUGUGGAGUGGCGCGAACGUGGCCGGAGUCAACCUGCAGAAGCUGAAUCCUGACAUCGGCACAGACGCUGAUAAAGAGCAGUGGAAGGCCACACACAAGGCUGUUGUGGACAGUGCCUACGAGGUGAUCAAGCUGAAGGGCUUCACCAACUGGGCCAUCGGCCUGAGCGUGGCCGACCUGACCGAGAGCAUCGUCAAGAACAUGAGCCGCGUUCACCCCGUCUCCACCAUGGUCAAGGACAUGUACGGUAUCGACGAGCAGGUCUUCCUGUCUCUGCCCUGCGUGCUGAACAGCAGCGGCGUGAGCAGCGUCAUCAACAUGACGCUGACCGACGCCGAGGUGGCCCAGCUGAGGAAGAGCGCCGACACACUGUGGGGCAUCCAGAAGGACCUCAAGGACAUUUGAACAUACACAGCGGUGAUGCUGGAGCCAGCUGACGAGCACACACUCCUUUUAUAUUACACCCAUUUCUGUAUUUAAGACUAUGUUAGGACAUGUAAGGUCUGUAUGGGUCCUUGUGAUUUGGCUGUUUUUAGACCAGGAUCAAGCACAAUUGUCAAAAAGUGUCAUAGUCCCCCUCUUCCUCUUCCUCUUCUUCGUCCUCACUGCACAGUUUAUUUCAUCAACCGUGAGAAGGGAAAAAAGUACUAAACCAAACACACAGUGCUUCCCUGCCUAAAACAUUUAAAAAUAGUGUGGACGAGAGGAGGGACCUCACUGGCUAUAUCCAGCUCAAGUUGGUUUGAAGUCUGUCACUUUAUGUGUGUGAGAAAGUGUAACGUAAAUAAACUGAUGCUUGUGAGGA